Molecule: messenger RNA, 2928 nt
Organism: Tripterygium wilfordii
Lineage: Eukaryota; Viridiplantae; Streptophyta; Magnoliopsida; Celastrales; Celastraceae
Product: pentatricopeptide repeat-containing protein At5g03800
Exons: 1
Coding region: 89-2785 (898 amino acids)
Biological process (GO): RNA modification
Molecular function (GO): zinc ion binding; RNA binding; protein binding
Source: RefSeq, a predicted model, not a curated record
UAAAAAGCGCGUGGAGUGGUGAAGACUGAAGAGCGUCCGCGAGAAGAUGAGAGAAGAAAGAUUAGUUGAGGCUUGAGAAGAUGUUUCUAUGGCUGCUACUAUCCAAAUCGCCAUAGCUUCCUCCGGCUUAAGCUCUCUUGCUCCUUGCUUUCCCAGAAUACCCCUACUAUCGCAAUCUCCCUCUCCCUCUAAGCCUCCCUCUUUAUCUACAUCGAGAACGCGUCAUCACCAUAUCCUCUGCUCCACUGGCUUAGCCUCUCAAACUCUCUGUCUCUCCUUACCCCAAACCCUUCUCUCUUUGGAGCCUCUCUGCGUCUCUUCUUCACUAGAGGACAUCGAUUCUCUUAUCGAUGGGCUUUUCUAUUCACUUCGCCAAUCGGUUAAAUACAAUGACAUUGAGCUUUGCAGAGCGGUACAUGGUUCUGUUCUCAAAAUUGAGGAAGAUAUCCAUCUGCGGAAUGCUCUUAUUGGAGCUUACUGCAAGCUUGGUUUUGUUUUUGAUGCUUAUAGGGUCUUCAAGGGCCUUACUUGCCCCAAUGGAGUGUCUUAUGCAGCGAUGAUGUCGGGCUUUGCUAAGUCAAAUUGUGAAGCGGAAGCAAUUGAACUUUUCUUUGGAAUGAGAAGUGCAGGUAUUGAGCCUGAUGAGUAUGGCUUUGUUGCUAUUUUAACAGCUUGUAUUAGGGUUUUAGACUUGGAAUUGGGCUGGCAACUUCAUGGUUUAAUAAUAAAAACUGGAUAUUUGGAUGCUGUUUUUGUUGCUAAUGCACUUAUGGGUAUGUAUGGAAAGUGUGGUUGUUUGGAUUAUGUGCUUAAGUUGUUUGGCGAAAUGCGUCAAAGAGAUAUAGCAUCAUGGAAUACUGUGAUUUCUAGUGUGGUAAAAGAGCUGUUGUAUGACAAAGCCUUUGAAUUGUUUCGUGAUAUGCAAAGGAUUAAUGGGUUCAGGGUCGAUCAUUUUAUGGUUUCUACCAUGUUGACAGCUUGUACUGGCAGCAAUUCUUCAAUGGAAGGCAGAGAGAUUCAUGCCCAUGCCACAAGAAUUGGGUUAGACGGCAAUUUGAGUGUGAAUAAUGCACUUAUUGUGUUCUACACCAAGUGUGGCAGUAUAAAUGAUGUAGUGACUUUGUUUGAAAGGAUGCCUGUGGUAGAUAUAAUAACUUGGACAUCAAUGAUUACUUCUUACAUGGAAUUUGGGUUGGCUAAUUUGGCUCUGGAAACACUUGAAAGAAUGCCAGAGAGGAAUUCUAUUUCUUUCAAUGCUGUUUUGGCAGGAUUAUUUCAUAAUGGAGAAGGAUCGACUGCAUUGAGGUUAUUUAUCAAAAUGGUGGAGAAAGGAGUGGAGUUAACAGAUUCUACUUUGACUAGCAUUGUUAAUGCAUGUGGGUUGCUGAUGAAUAAGAAAAUUAGUGAACAAAUUCAUGGUUUCACUAUCAAGUUUGGUUCUGGGGAAAAUGCCUGUAUUGAAGCAGCAUUGCUUGAUAUGUGCACACGAUGUGGGAGGAUGCCAGAUGCUGAGAAAAUGUUUUGCCGCUGGCCAGCAGAUGAGAACAGCUCAGUAAUUGAGACAUCUAUGCUGUGUGGAUAUGCUCGAAAUGGGCUACCUGAUCAGGCCGUAUCUCUUUUCCUUCAGAGUCAAUCAGAAGGAAAAAUGGAUGUGGAUGAGGUUUCAUUGACUUCAGUACUUGGUGUCUCUGGAACUUUAGGGUUUCGUGAGAUUGGGGAGCAAGUCCAUUGUCAGGCUUUUAAAAGUGGUUUUGUGUCUGAUUUGGGGGUGGCAAAUUCAAUUGUUAGCAUGUAUUCUAAAUGCUGUGACAUUGAUGAGGCAAUUAAGGCUUUCGAUACUAUGCUUGUCCAUGACAUAGUAUCAUGGAAUGGCUUGAUAGCUGGCCAUCUUCUUCAAAGGCAGGGCGAUGAAGCGUUGGCUAUCUGGUCAAAGAUGGAGAAAGCAGCCAUUAAGCCGAAUGCACUCACUUUGGUUCUCAUAAUUUCAGCUUACCGACACACUAGCUCAAAUUUAGUUGAUAGAUGUCGCAGCUUAGUUCGUUCAAUGAAAACCGUCUAUGGCAUUGAGCCCAUGUCAGAGCAUUAUUCUGCCUUUGUUAGGGUUCUGGGACACUGGGGUCUUCUUGAAGAAGCGGAGGAAACAAUUAAUAAAAUGCCUUUUGAGCCAGAUUCUUCUGUUUGGCGAGCUUUGCUUGAUAGUUGUCGACUCCAACUGAAUGCAACGAUGGGAAAACAGGUUGUAAAGCGUAUACUAGCCAUGGAGCCACAUGAUCCAUCUACAUAUAUACUGGUAUCAAAUUUGUAUUCUGCAUCUGGGAGGUGGCAUUGCUCUGAAAUGGUGAGGGAGGAUAUGAGGGAAAAGGGACUUAGGAAACAACCAAGUCGAAGUUGGAUUAUUCAAGAGAAUAAGGUGCAUUCAUUCUACGCAAGAGAUAAAUCCCACCCCCAAAUGAAAGACAUCUACAGUGGAUUAGACAUUCUGAUUUUAGAAUGUAUGAAAUCUGGAUACAAGCCCGAUUCGAGCUUUGUUCUGCAUGAAGUGGAGGAAUACCAGAAGAAAGAUUUUCUAUUUUAUCAUAGUGCAAAACUGGCCACAACCUAUGGCCUUUUGAUGACCAAGACCGGACCCAUCCGGAUCUUCAAGAACAUCCUUCUAUGUGGGGACUGCCAUACAUUUUUGAAACAUGUUUCUCUUGUCACCAAUAGAGAGAUAGUGCUAAGGGAUACUUCAGGAUUUCAUUGUUUUUCAAAUGGUCAGUGCUCAUGUAAAGAUUACUGGUGUUGAUAGAGGUUAGUUUGGAACUUCCAUUGACCUCAAGCAGUUUUUUUCAUUUCUUUAGCACAAUUGUAGUUAGAGAAUUUUGAAUGUAUAAUAUUUCAGAGAAUAGAUAUACAUAUAGUGGAUUCAAUAUCUGCACCUUUGCUAUU